Chara braunii is the source of this 1629-nucleotide messenger RNA. The record is from the annotation of a GenBank genome assembly. Lineage: Eukaryota; Viridiplantae; Streptophyta; Charophyceae; Charales; Characeae.
UCGGGAAGUCGAUCGGCUCGUCCGAUCAUUCGACACGUGUUCUAUCUUCGUCCCCUCCCCUCUUUCCCUUCUGCAUCGUCCCUCGGUCAAGACGGGGGCGAUGACUCUCUAGAAUCCUCCUUUCUCUCUCAACCAUCGUCUUCGACCCCGCCUCCAUCGCCAUGAGCUUUUCGACGGAGCAGGUGAUCAGCGAGCGACUAAUGGUACCUGGGGGAGCCUUCUCAGCAAUCCGGCAAGUGCGUCAUCCUCGGUUGAGUCCGGAUCUUCUCCGAUUCGCGGCCUUCUUCAGCAUGGCGGCCAUCCACACGGCAACGGAGUUCCAAUUUGGACAAUCCGGAGUAGCGCGAGUGUUGGCUGAGGCGUCAGCCUUCUUGCGCCUUUCUCCACCAGGAGAAAGCCACGUGUCGGUCGUCGUCGUCUUCUCAUGCAACCUCUCGACGCUACACCCAGCACGGCACACUGCCAUCCUCCGACAACUGCGAGACUGGGCAUUGAGCCUUACGGUCGAGUGGGUGCGGCUAUUGGCAUGGCCUCGCGAUCACGUCGUGACGAUGAACGACAUCGAUCUCCAGCUCUGCUUCUCCUCCACCGCACCUGAAUGGCGACAAGCUUACGUGGCACUCAGUUUCUGCCUCCUCGAGAUCGCCUUCCAUUGGGUGGAGCCUUCCGACAGGAGCGCGGAGGACGAGAUCCCGGACGACGAGGUGGAGUUGCUGCUCAGGAUGGACACGGAGGGAGACUUCUUGGGGAUCAUAUUUGGGGAAGUGCGAGACGACCAUCUGAGCUCCAUUACGGACGAACUGCUGGUGUUCCUGACCCAAGUACUGAACGAUCUGCCCUUGGAGAUCCUCUCGCAUUGCGACGAGAGAUCUGGGAUAGCCGCACUCGUCCGUACCCUCGAGCCGCAUCUCCUUUGGUCCACGUGUACGGAACUGGAGGGGAACGGCUACUACCUCCCCUCGAGGGGUGCAUAUCUGAUCGUCGACGUUACUGAUCACUCCACGUGGGACCCGCUCAUUCGGCACGUCCCUAUAGGAGAGACCAACGAGGAGGCUGAUGAGGAAGAAGAAGAAAGUGAAGAGGGCGAUCACCUCCAGUAUACAGAAGGUGGGACGACGCCAGAGGAGGAGGAAUCAGGAGCAAAGUCGGGCGAUCCUGACUAUGGGGAAUCGGAGGACGCCGAGUCGGAAGGAGCCAGUUCGGGUCGAGUGGAAUCAAGGGAAAAGGAAGGUGAAUCGGGGGAAUUAAGUGGUCCCGACGAAUUAAGUAGAGAGGAAAGGGAGGCCGUGGCACAGAGGGUACGGGCAGCAGCGGAAGGAAAGCGGCCGAUCGAAGGAUCAGACGGGCCACCCCCGAUGCAGGACGAUCCGACGCACAAUCCAGAACCGCCGAGGGAGGAAGACGAGCAAGAUGACCCCACCGCGGAGGGAUCCAGAAGCCGGCGCCGCCGAGGAAGUCGAUCGCCCUCCCAAUUCUCCCCAGCUCGGCCCACAGCCCUUUGCCUACGUCGAGAUGCGGGUGCACGGGCUUCGUACCCGGUCAUUAUCCCGCCGUCCCCAUGACUUCCUUACCGUGCAACAACUCGUAGGUCAACCCCCGUUCCCGGAUACAUGGCAGCCAUUUCCCCUC